AUCUUUCCCUGCGCGCCUUUCAAUUUUGAAAUUUUGUUCUCAAAAAUCCCUAAAACGCAACUGUUCAACCUCAUAAAAAACUCUCAAGCUCAAUUUUUUUCCCCCAUCCAGUUAAUCAAUGGCGAGUCUCUCCGAAUACGAAGAGGAAGACCGUAAUAAGGCGUCGUCGUCGGUGGCGAAGCCGUUUAGCUCCUUCCUCGACCCCUCGGAUCCGUUGGGGUUUCUGGAGAAGGUGUUUGAGUUCGUCGCGAGGGAGAGCAAUCUGUUCAAGAGCGAUUCACUGGUGAGGGAUGUCAAUGCGGUGGUGAGAAUGGUGAAUGAUAAGGUGGAGGCGGAGGAGAGGAAAAGGAAUGAAGAAGAGAAGAAGGCUGCUGAGAGGAAGGCGGCGCUGGCGCCGGUGAAGAAAGAGGUUGUCGCGGCGGAUAAGGAGGCAGAAAGUCAACCCGAUGAGGCGGCGAAGGGGCCUCGAGCUCCUAGCAAGUUAAACGGCCCCGAGCCCCCUAAGAUGAUGACCCGGGCCGGCUACACCACUGCGGAAACCGAACUCAUUUGCACUUUAUGGGCCGAGGCGACCCUCAAUUCUCGCAAGAGUGCCGAUCAAAAGGCAAUCCCCUAUUGGGGCGAUAUCAAGAAGCGAUACAAUGUGAUUCGUCCGACCGGCACGAUGACGCGCGAAGUCAAACAAAUCAAAUCGCAUUUCCAACGGGUCCAUAAAGAUGUGAAGGUUUGGGAGGCGAUCUACGAUAAGUGCAAAAGCAAUUGGGGGAGAGACAUGAGCGACGACGAUCAAAUCGUCCUACAAGCUCAGGAGAUAUUUCAAACAAAUAAGAAUGCUCACUUCAAACACUUGUCGGCUUGGCGCAUUCUGCGUGAAUCUCAACGAUGCGCCUCCAUCAAAGAAGAGGUCAAUUCUUUGAAAAGGACGAAGAAUACCUCCGAGGGCGGGUACACGAGGUCGUGCUCUGAACCGAGCAUCACAGCUAGGCCUACAAGCCAAAAAGCGGCAAAGAAGAACAACAAAGGGAAAGAGAAGAGUAGUGAGUUGUCGUCGUCCCCGCCCAAUUGGGAAAGCAUAUUUGCUGACCACUUAGGCAGUUUAAAACAAGUGAACCGUGAUACCGUCGACCACCAGAUUUUAAUCACCGAUACUUCACGAAUGGGGGCGGUGGAAUUAGCAAGACAUAAUCGAAUGGUGAAUGAGAUUGUGAAACGUCGAGGAUGGGAUCAUUAGUUUAAUUUUUUAUUUAAAAUUUGAUUUUAGAAAAUAAGAUAAGCCACCUUAUAAAAUCUCCGGUUGUGGGGUGGCUCAGCAGAGAGCCCCUAGGUAGAGUAGAAUGAUAUGAGUCGCUUCCAGUGUUCAAUUAUCAACACAUUAAAGGAGUAUCUAACUUGAGGCUUCUUUAUUUUCCCUAGGCUUUCUUCGUAUACAAGUUUAUGAUACUCAUCAAUUGUUUUGUUU
Salvia miltiorrhiza (redroot sage) is the source of this 1459-nucleotide messenger RNA. RefSeq lists its product as uncharacterized. The record is from RefSeq and is a predicted model, not a curated record. The transcript has 2 exons. Lineage: Eukaryota; Viridiplantae; Streptophyta; Magnoliopsida; Lamiales; Lamiaceae. Bases 119 to 1231 code for a protein of 370 amino acids.